Molecule: messenger RNA, 1146 nt
Organism: Cuscuta europaea
Lineage: Eukaryota; Viridiplantae; Streptophyta; Magnoliopsida; Solanales; Convolvulaceae
Source: the annotation of a GenBank genome assembly
CACUUAGCCACCAAGUUCAGGUAUACGGAUAACUCUCCUAUAACCGACUACUGUUUGAUGAACAUUUCUUGGUUGGGCCACUCGGGCUGUACAGCUUUUUCUCACACAGUUUAUGGUGGAGAAAGACCAAAGAAUAUGUACAACUGGCUCAUACACCUCAAACCCCUCAAAUACUUCCUCCUGCCCAACCCAGAACUCCCCAAACUCCACUACAAAGAAGCAGUAGAGGAGCGCCAUUACCUCUUACCACACGCCCUUCCACCACAUCUCCAGGAACCGGAGCAAGAACCUCCCCAACACCAACCCGAUUACGAGCCCUAUGCUCAACUCCAUAGCCUUCAAGACAUGGGCCAGGACAUCCCCGAACAAAACCAAAACCCUCCACCACCCGACUUCUUUCAACAACUUUUGGAGGGUCAACAACAAUUGCUCACGGGGUACGCCCAAAUGAACGCAAACUACACGGCUAUGGACAACCGGCUCAAUCAAAUACAGGAGGAGCAAAGGGCCGGUUUUCAGCGAUUGGAGGAGCUCAGGGAAGCCGAUAGACAUCGGUAUGAAGAAGACCAACGUAGGUUCUACGGACCUAUGUACUCUUACAUGGCACAGGAGGGAUCUUUUCAUACCAUGGCAAACCCCCCUCCACCACCCUCGUGGUAUGAACCCACUCAUUGGGGUAACUUUGGAGGAUCUGGCUCCGGGGGUGGAGGGUACGACGACGGAGAUGGCGGGGACACAUAUAUGGGAGAUGGUGGGCAGGGGAGCGGCUUCGAAGGGAGCUACUACGGCGGAGAAGGCGGGCACUAGGGACAGACGGACAGUGCUUGAUUCAAGUGCGGGGGAGAGACUCAUCAUGGCACUCAUUGUAUCCCUUUGAAGAAUAAGAAGAUUCAGAAAACAAAGACAAAGAAGAAGAGAGGAGGAGAAGAGAAUAUGAACACUAGAAGACCAUAAAACCCAAGAUGUUCUUUGUAAUUUGAGUUUAAAACUCAUUUUUGUCAUCCUUGGUGGUCUUUGUGUUUGUAUGUUUUUUAAAACUGUGGAAACUUUGAAGAAACUUGACACUUGUGAACAUUUGAUCUUACUCGAGACGAGUAAAGGUUUAAGUGUGGGGGAGUUCAUACGUUUGUAAUUUCCAUAUGCAUG